Malassezia globosa CBS 7966 is the source of this 4002-nucleotide messenger RNA. RefSeq lists its product as uncharacterized. Gene Ontology annotation, cellular component: eukaryotic translation initiation factor 4F complex. Lineage: Eukaryota; Fungi; Basidiomycota; Malasseziomycetes; Malasseziales; Malasseziaceae. The record is from RefSeq and is a predicted model, not a curated record. Gene Ontology annotation, molecular function: mRNA binding; translation initiation factor activity; protein binding. The coding region runs from base 1 to 4002 and encodes 1333 amino acids. The transcript has a single exon.
AUGAGUGGCCCUGAUAAGCGAGCCACGCCGAAAUCAGGCAAGCAUAUGAAGGGCUCGCGUGGCGAGGUCGCUGAAGGCGCUGUCAGCAUGCCCAAGAAUGCCGCGCAUGCAGUACCGCAAGGCAUCAACUUCGGCACGGUCGAUGACCAGCAUGCUGUCAUGUCGUCUUCACCUGCUGCGCAACCCACGGCAGGCGAACAUCUGCGUGGCGGACAUCCGACCGUGUUCGGCAGCGUAUCGGCAGAAAGUGGCGCUGCACAUGAAAAGAAAAUUGGCUUUGCUGGCGGAAAGAAACACAUGGAUUUCCAGAAGUUGUUCCAAGGCUCUUCGCAAAGCUCCAAAAAGACACCAACUGCAGCGCCACAGCACAGCUCGCCACCUGCGAAUGCUGCCGCUCCUCCGGCGCAAAAGUCAUCAGUACGUCCACCACCGCCACCGCAUGCCAAGCCAUCUCAGCAGCCAGCGAUGAGCGGCGCCAAUCCACCUCCAUUCGUAUCGCCCUGGCAACAACCGCCUGUGUAUCCACAAGUGGGCUAUCCUAUGAGUCCCGGCCCGGGUGGAUAUCCAUACAUGGCGCAGCCUCAGCAGCCAUGGGGUCAGGCAGCCGCCGCAGUUGCUGCGGGCGGUGCAGGUCCCGGCUCGCCAUCGAUGAUGCCUCCGAAUGUGUCGCCCAGGCCCGGCACCAUGCAAAUGUCGCGCCCCGAUGGUGCUGCUGGCUUCUAUGCGCCGACACCCUUGCCCCAAGCGCCAACGGCGUCGGGCGCCUCUGCUUUUGGUAUGAAUGCAGGCGCCCGCAUGUUUGAGCCACAAAAGAGCAAGGCUCUCCGCAUCGUGAACCCAGAAACGCAUACGGAAAUUGAUCUUGCACAGCUCAAAAAGGCAUCGGCUGAGUCAAAGAGUUCCGCAUCUGCAGCGUCGAAUAGCUCAUCGUCAGCUCAUUCGUCGCAAACAAACACCUCCAAGGCGGCGGGCUCGAACAUUUCGAAUGAGAGCCGCGUAAAGACACAAAAUGAUUUCCAACAGAAGGUUUUGCGCCUCAAGAUGGAGAAGGAAGCCGAGGCUCGCAAAGCCGAGGAGGCAAAGAAGGCGCAAGAAGAGGAAGAAGCUCGCAAGGCCGAGGAGGCACGUAAGGCAGAGAAAGAGGAGGCGGAACGCAAGGCAGAAGAGGCACGUAAGGCAGAAGAGGCUGCACGUCAGGCCGAAGAGCAGGCGAAGAAAGCCGAGGAAGAGGCACGUAAGGCUGAGGAGGAAGCACGUAAGGCUGAAGAGGCCAAACGUGCUGAAGAGGCUGCCGCGGCCGAGGCGAAAGCGGCCGACGAAGCCAAGAUGGCCGAAGUCAAGGCGGCUGAAGCCAAAGCAGCGGAGGCCAAAGCCGCUGACGCUAAAGCGGCCGAGCCAAAAGAACCUUCAACGGCUGCACUGGAGGCUGGCAGUGAUAAGCCACAACACAGUACCGAUGCAGCUGCAUCUGCUACGCCUGCUGUCACCGCUGCAACUAGUACCGCCUCUGAGCCAUCCGAGUCUGAGACGGGUGCCAAGGCGUCAGACGACGCGAGCCACAAAUCAGCGCAGUCAGAGACGCACGAGCACACACAGCCGUCGUCUUCGGAACCGAGUCGAGCUAUUGAGCACGCGCGAGCCAUCGAGGACCUGUCAUCUGUUCCGUACCCACCAGAUGUGCAUCCGCCCCAGGCCGAGCUGAACAAGGAAGCUGCCCCUGGAAAAUACCGCUAUGACCGUGACUUUUUGCUUCAGUUCAUGAGCGUCUAUUCAGAAAAGCCGUUCAAUCUCCCGGAUCUCGCCUCCAUUGGCAUGGAGAGCGUGGCUGGCCGCGGCGGCGGACGACGUGGCACGGGCGGCGGCCGCGGCGGUCUUGGCGGUGGCAGUGGCAGCGGAGGCCGCGGCGGCGCUGGCAAGGCUGGCGACGACCGGUUCGGGCCGUCAGCCCGCGGCGGUGGCGCGUUCGGAUCCAGUGGGCCCAUGGGUGCGUUCCAAUCAGGCUCGCGUGGACAUGCUUUGUCGCGUGGCGGCAGCGGUGGACCCAUUCCAUCACGCGAGACGAUGGGCACAGGCAUUCCUAUGGGCGGCCGGCCGAAGGCCACCCGCGGCCGCCAGCGCGAAGGACGUCCUCGCGAGAAUCCCCCCGAGAAGGGCGGACCGACCAUCCCACUGGACCAGGUUGCGCCGCUUGCCUUCUCCGAAAACCGCUGGAGACCACAAGGCCGUGAGAAGGACAAGAUGGAUCAUAGUCAAGUGGUCGAACGCAAGGUCAAGUCGCUGCUGAACAAGCUUACGAUCGAGAAGUUUGAUUCCAUCAGUGACCAGAUCGUCGCUUACGCGAAUGAGUCGACGAACGAGACUGACGGUCGUACGCUGCGUCAAGUCAUUGCGCUUGUAUUUGAAAAGGCGAUUGACGAGUCGGCCUGGAGCGAAAUGUACGCGCAGUUGUGCGCCAAGAUCCAGAUGAACCUGAACCCGGACAUCCGCGACGACGUGCUGGACGAGAAGGAGCAGAAGGAAUACCGCGGCGGCAUGCUGUUCCGCAAGUACUUGCUCACGUGGUGCCAGGGCGACUUUGAGAAGGGCUGGGCCGCUGCAAAAGAGGAUCGAUCGGAAAAAGAGCUGGAGCUCAUGUCCGACGAAUACUACGAGGCACAAAAGGCAAAGCGACGUGGCCUGGGUCUUGUGCAGUUUGUCGGUGAGUUGUUCAAGCUCCAGAUGCUGCAGCCACGGAUCAUGCACACGUGCAUUGUGCGCUUGUUGCGCACGACGACGGAGCCUGAAGAAGACGAAAUCGAGAGCGUUUGCCGUCUUCUGACGACGGUCGGUUAUCUGCUCGAUGCCGCGCCCGGUAACCACAAGAGCCGCAUGGAUGUGUACUUCAAGCGGAUCGACGAUAUCCUCAAGAGUCCGGCGCUCUCUUCACGCAUGCGCUUUAUGCUCAUGGACGUCGUCGACUUGCGAAACGACAACUGGGUGCCGCGUCACGACCAGUCAGCACCAAAAACCAUUGCCGAGAUCCACGCUGAAGCUGCAAAGCAACAGCAGCAAAAAGAGUCGGAGAAGUUCACUCGACACGACUUUGGCUCCCUAUCGCGGGGCGGCCCUGGCGGCAGCGGCUCUCGUCGUGGCCCGCCGCGUGGACACGCGCUUGGUAGCGGUCCUGAUGCAGCAGCGUCAGGCCCAGGUGCCACGUCGCAUGAUGGCUGGAGCACCGUCGGCAAUGCACCGCCGUCACGCAUGGGCCGUGCUGGUGAUCUCUCUGGAUUCGGCAAGGGUCUUGAGCGCUCGGCCAGUGGCAAGCUGGGCGGUGGCCCACAGAGCGUCUUCAACCGCCGGAACCAAAAGGAUGACGAGCGUAGCAUGUCGCCCACGCCCAAUAUGUUCAAUGUGUUGACGGGCGACAGUGCAGGCGGCACAUCUGGUGGCGGUAGCGGCACCGGCAGCGGCAGCAGCGCUGGUGAGGAAGGCCAACGGAAGAAGCUGCAGCUGCAGCCACGGACCAAGCCGCUUGAUGACGAGUCUUCGGCAUCGGCAGAGGAGGCAGGUGCUUCUGAGCCCUCGGACGACGACAUCAAGCGCAAGAUUAGCAAUGACGUCAAGGAGUACUUGGCCAUCCGCGAUCUCAGCGAGGGUGUGCAGUCCAUUGAGCUCCUUCCAUCUAAACACCGUGCAGCGUUCGUGGACGCCCUUGUCACGACCGUGCUGGACAAGAAGCAGGAAAACGUCGACGAUGCAUGCAAGCUGCUUCAUGCACUUGCUGAGCGCUCUUUGAUCGAUGAAUCUAUGCUUGUGGAUGGCUUCAAGCCACAAGUAACGAUCCUCGAUGACACCAGUAUGGACGCGCCCAGCGCAUAUGGCUUCAUGGCCCAGCUGCUGGUCAAGUCGACGUUGUCGCGUGAAAAGAUCGAGGCUUUGGCAGACGGCAUGGAAGGCGAGGGUCUCAAGCCGCCGAAAGAUCGUCUGCUGGCCAAGGUCGACGAUGUAGACGGAGCCGCAUAG